AUGCGGGCGCCACUCUGCCUCUUGCUGUUUGUCGCCCACGCCGUGGACAUGCUCCCCUUGAAUCGAAGGAAGAAGCAAGUGGGCACUGGUCUGGGGGGCAACUGCACAGGCUGUGUUAUCUGCUCAGAGGAGAACGGCUGCUCAACCUGCCAGCAGAGGCUCUUCCUGUUCAUCCGCCGGGAAGGCAUCCGCCAGUACGGCAAGUGUGUGCACGACUGUCCACCCGGCUACUUCGGCGUCCGUGGCCAGGAAGUCAACAGGUGCAAAAAAUGUGGAGCCACAUGUGAAAGCUGCUUCAGCCAGGACUUCUGCAUCCAGUGCAAGAGGCGGUUUUACCUGUACAAGGGAAAGUGUCUGCCCACCUGCCCGCCAGGCACCGCAGCCCAGCAGAGCACACGGGAGUGCCAGGAGGAGUGUGAGCUGAGCCCCUGGGGCAGCUGGAGCCCUUGUACGCACAACGGGAAGACCUGCGGCUCGGCCUGGGGCCUGGAGACCCGCGUGCGCGAGGCCGGCCGGGCCGGGCGGGAGGAGGCAGCCACCUGCCAGGUGCUGUCUGAGUCAAGGAAAUGCCCCAUCCGGAGGCCCUGCCCAGGAGAGAGAAACCCCAAUCGGAAGAAGGGCCAGAGAGAGCGGCGCCCGCGCAAGGACCGGAAGCUGGAUGGCCGGGGGGACGGGAGGCCCCGGCCGGCGCCCACCUAG
Dama dama (fallow deer) is the source of this 699-nucleotide messenger RNA. It is a transcript of the gene RSPO4, whose product is annotated as R-spondin 4. NCBI's taxonomy places the organism in Eukaryota, Metazoa, Chordata, Mammalia, Artiodactyla, Cervidae. The transcript has 5 exons. The record is from RefSeq and is a predicted model, not a curated record. Bases 1 to 699 code for a protein of 232 amino acids.